Molecule: messenger RNA, 2073 nt
Organism: Linnemannia hyalina
Lineage: Eukaryota; Fungi; Mortierellomycota; Mortierellomycetes; Mortierellales; Mortierellaceae
Source: the annotation of a GenBank genome assembly
AUGUCGCACAUUGACGACGAUGACGAGUUCUUAUACGGCUCCUCGGAACCCACUACCAACGCCCCCGCUCCCGCAGUAGCUGGCCAGGACAGCGAUGCAUUUGAUCUCUACGGCGGCGAAGGCGGAUCCAAAUCGACAGAGGUCAGGGUCAUGCCAGGAACAACAGGCGCUACUCAAGAUGCCUCAGAUGCCGCGGCCAAGAAUGGUGGAGCCGACGACGAUGAGGCCAAUGGUGACGGUGAUGACGAUGAGGAGGAGGAAGGGUCAGAUGAGGAUGAGGAUGAUGAAGACGAGGAUAGCGAAUCUGAUAUCGAGAUUGUUAUGGAUAACGAGGAUAGUAGAGAUGCCGCUGGACCCUCAAAACAGACAGUUGUGAACAUCAAGGCGACAACACCCGCCAAACCAGGAACGACGACAGUGACAAAGGCAGACGGUACAGUCGAUGUAAUCCCAGCAACAAAACCCGGCGGUGUCGACAUCAAUGCGGUCGGAGCAAUAGACGGUGUCGAACUGUUUGAUGUGGAUCUGGAUGGUGCCGAGGACAAGCCAUGGCGCAAACCUGGAGCUGAUUUGACGGAUUACUUCAAUUAUGGAUUCAACGAGAAUAUCUGGAGGGCUUAUUGUCAUAAGCAAAAGAUGAUGCGCGAUAACCCCUUUGCUGGCGGCAAGGGCUUUGAUAUCGACCCAAGUUUGCUGAUGGAUCUGCCUCCAGAGCUGAGAAUGGGCGUGCCAGGAAUGCCAGGAAUGCCGGGAAUGCCAGGAAUGCCAGGAAUGAUGCCCGGUAUGCCCGGUAUGCCCGGUAUGAUGCCAGGGAUGCCACCAGGGAUGAUGGGCGGUAUGCCUGGUAUGCCAAACAUGAUGGGACGCCCAGGAAUGCCGAUGGGUAUGAACAUGGGGGGUAUGCCCAACAUGAUGAACCAAAUGAACCAGCAGCGUGGAGGUCCUCCUGGUGGCAGCGGUGCCGGUCGUGGUAACCGUUUCGCUCUGCCUAACAAUCCUCAAGGUGGCCCUGGAGGUCCUGGAGGUCCUGGAGGUCCUGGCGGUCCUGGCGGUCCUGGUGGUGCUGGACGAGGCGAUUUCGAUGGACAGAAUGAUAGGAGCCCGAACCUUCAGCGGAAUGGAAGCACUGGCCCCAACGGUGGGGAUGACGAUGAUUCUUUCCAGGGCGGAGAUUUCCAGCAGGGUGGUCGACCACCUCAUUUUGGAGGAGAUGGUGGAUUCAACCGGCCUGGACCUGGCGGGUUUGGGGGCGGAGCUGGACGUGGAGGUAACGCUCCUGGUAUGCGUGGAGGCAUGAUGGGAGGCGGCGCGGCUGGAGGUGCUGGUCGCGGCCGUGGUGGUCCUCCGUCUGAUAACUUCCGUGCAGGUGCUCAAAUACCUCGUGGACCGGCUGCAGGAGCGAGCGGAGGCAAUUUCAACAACAACCAAUGGGAUGGCGCCAACAACAACAAUAGCUUUGGAUCAGGUCAAGGAGCAGGAGGUCAGGGCGGUAAUACCGGUGGGCCUGGCUUCCCUGGAGGACGUGCGCCACCCAACCAAGGUAUGAACUUUCAGCAAGGAGGAGGAUCUUUUGGGCGUCAGGGGUCGCCUAUGGUGAAGCAUGAGCGUGAUGAGGCAGACGGUAGCCCUCGAGGAGGUAGCAUUGACCGUGACCAGCGUGAGUCGAGAGACGGCGGUGGAGGUAGCAGCCGUGGGGAGACCAGGGACCGUGAGAGCAGCCGCGAUUACCACCGCGACAAUCGGUCCAGUGGUGGUGAUCGAGGAGAUCGCGAGAAGGGUGACCGCGACCGCGAGCGUGAACGUGACCGUGAUCGUGAUGGCAGCCGUGUGUCUAGCCGGGAAGGACGUGGAAGUAGUCGGGAGAGAGAGAGGAGUUCACGAACUGACAGAGACAGGGACCGUGGUGGCGAGUCGAGGGAUCGCGAUAGAAGUGACCGCGAUCAUCACCGGUCCUCGGAUCGUGACAGGUCAGAUCGGCAUGAUGACCGUCGUGGCGGAAGCGGAAGUGGAAGUGGCAGUGGUGGAAAGGACAAGUCGCAGUCUGAUAAGGAUAAGGUACCUUUCUCCACCUAA